AUGCCAAAUCUUUCUAUCCUCAGUUCUUCCCUUUUUAUGGAUGACAUGCGACGACAUUCUAGACUUAUGGACAAAUAUCUUCCGCGAUUGGAAAGUUGGUCAGGAAUCGAUAUCCGACAUUUUUUUCAUAGAUCAAUGGUCUCGGUCACCUUUCUCUUUCUAACCUGUUCUGUCGUUUUAUGCUCUGCUAAGCACAGAUAUGACCGAUUACCACGAGCUUCGGACUUAGCUGAAUGGAAGACAACCGAAUGUGCAGUAUUGAAUGGCGAACACACAGAACCCUGCCCGUCGCCAGGUCCAAGAGGAGAAUGGCCGUGUAUCAGAUACUCCGAUUUGUGUAAUGGUCAACGUGACUGUCCGAAUGGCGAAGACGAAUCACCGACACAUUGUCAUAUUCAUCAAUUGCAUCGAGCGGAAUUGGAUGCGAUUCGAAAAAUAAUCCAUCGAAUGACCGUUGAAUUCAAUCGAAAAGUAGCAAAAAUGGAACACUUAGAUAAUCAUAGAAAAAUCGACACAUUUAAGUUAUAG
Necator americanus (New World hookworm) is the source of this 528-nucleotide messenger RNA. RefSeq lists its product as uncharacterized. Gene Ontology annotation, biological process: positive regulation of MAPK cascade. Gene Ontology annotation, molecular function: protein binding; transmembrane receptor protein tyrosine kinase activator activity. NCBI's taxonomy places the organism in Eukaryota, Metazoa, Nematoda, Chromadorea, Rhabditida, Ancylostomatidae. The transcript has 7 exons. The record is from RefSeq and is a predicted model, not a curated record. Bases 1 to 528 code for a protein of 175 amino acids. Gene Ontology annotation, cellular component: terminal bouton.